Messenger RNA from Xenopus laevis (African clawed frog), 5594 nucleotides. It is a transcript of the gene znf554.S, whose product is annotated as zinc finger protein 70. The transcript has 3 exons. Bases 673 to 3075 code for a protein of 800 amino acids. NCBI's taxonomy places the organism in Eukaryota, Metazoa, Chordata, Amphibia, Anura, Pipidae. The record is from RefSeq and is a predicted model, not a curated record.
CAGAAGGACAGGUAAGCCAGGGGAGAGGGGGGAGCAACACAGGGGAGGGAUUUUUGCGCCCAGUGGGUUUCCUUCUCUUUAACUGUGAUGUGAGUGGGCGGGGCUUGGUCACCAGGGUGGGCGGAGCCCAGGGGCCCUGUGAUUUCUAAUGGCGGCCCUGCAACUCCUCCCCCAGCCGUGUCACGUGCCCUCAAUACAUGGCUUCACUCUCCCAUGGCAAAGGGGCGCCCCCAAAUAGGGCAAAUUCACGUGAAACCCUGAGCCGGCGUCACUUGGCGGGAAGAUCUGAGGCACAGACUGACUAUACUAAAUAUUCUCACUGACACGGGCUUUUCUGUAUGUCCCGUUUAGCGGUGAGAGCCCGGGGCAAAGUUCACCUGAGCCGCACUCUAAUCCUUCCCCUAGUGUCACAUAGAGAGGCCGCGUCACAGCGAUGACAUAACGCUACAGAGUCAUUGGGAGGCGGGAAUCCAGUCCGUUUGUUAGUGAGCGCCCCGCCUUCUCCUCAGCGCUAAGCGGCCAAUCAAAGCCCGGACUGGAUUCCCACCUUCCAGUUUAGCCUGGCGCUCUCCUCGCACUACUUCUUCUUCAUCGCUCGCCUCCUCCCCGUUGCAUUGUGGGUACUGUAGUUCUAACCGCGCCGCUUGAAAUGUGGGAACUACGGCUCCCAGCAUGCUGUGUGCCUCGGAGAUUGCGCUUCCAGGUCAGCGCGGCUCUAGUCUGUUCGUGGCCGAGAGAGAAAGCUGGCUGCGGGGAGCACGAAUCCGGUGGGCCAUCCCGUAUCUCGCACCCCUUAGUUGUACUGUGGCGGGUCACGUGACUGCCAGCUGGACCCCCGGCAGGGAAGGAGGGCUGAGCGCUGCCAUGGAGCUAGAGCAGGGCAUCGAUGUUGGCGCAGAAGUGGAGCUGAAGGACGGGAAUGUUCCUCUGGAUGAGCCCAUUGCAUUAAGACUGGAAAACAAGCAGGAUUUGCCAGCUUGGCAUUCUCUACAGUAUUUUGAUGACUCGAGUAGUGAUGAGAGCUUGGAUGGCGAUGCUGUUGUUUCCUCAUCUUCUGAUGACGAGAAUCCAGAAGCGGUAUUUAUAGAACCUGCUGUCAAAAUUGAGAGCCAAGAACAAGUGAAUCAGAAGAUCGAGAACAUUUCCAUUCUUGAAGAACCACAACCAGGGCUUCACCCUGAUAACCCAUUGACUGAUGCUCAGACGGUACUUUGGAGCAAUGAAUGUGUUCAGGAUCAAGUUUUUCCUUUUGUGGAGGAACUAGUUGUAGCAGAAACGACUACAGAAGAAAAUGUGAGCCAAUCCUCUGUCUCCCAUCAACCUUCUUCAAAUGCUGAUGAUGCCUCCUCAGAAAUGUUGUCCUCCCAAAAAGAGGACAUGGGAUCUCCUCUAGAUAUUACUUACUGCAGUCUAGAUGCUCACAGAAAUAGCCCUGGAAAGUCAUCCAUCAAAAACCACAACUGUCCAAGAUGCGGCCGCCAAUUUCGAAGGUUUUCUGAUUUAGAAAAGCAUUUUUGCUUGAAGAUGGUGGACUUCCUCCAAAAAAGCGGCCAUAUGGCAGGUCAUGGAACGAGCUCUUACAAUGAUUCGGAAAGGGCGUUGGAGCAAGUGUGCGAAAGGGCUCAGAAGGAGCUUAAGAUAGCACAGCAAAUGAACGAGGAAGAGAUUCAAACAUUUGUUUUAGGGGACACGCUAGACAAUUCAUCAGACAGUGAGAAAGGCUAUUCAACUGAUAGAGUAAUAGCAUCCAAAAGCAAAUCUAAUAAGCAGACAAUGCCCCUUCAGUUUAACUGUGACAAAUGUGGGCGUCAGUUUGGAAGAUUCCGAAAUAUAGCCAAGCAUACAUGUUGGGGUAAAGACCCCAAUUUAGCCAACCUGCAGACAAGCACUAUCAAAGUAGGCUCAUUGGAAUACUUAGUGAAAGGGAAACAGGGCACCAGCAGCAACACAGAACAGCGCCCCUCAACAUCACAAGGCCAGGCAAGUAAGAUGCCUCAGAGGACACCCACAGGAAAAAUCAUAAACAACAAUUUCCCCCCUGGCACUGCCAACAAGUCCUACACAUGCCAGCAGUGCGGGAGAGUGUUCGAACGAAGUUGUGCUUUUUCUACCCACAUUCGUUGGCAUUUAAAAGAGUCAGAGCUGGAACUUCGUGCUAAAAUCCACGACCAAAAGGUAAAUCUUGCAAAAAAAGCGAUUGUGAGUGAGGGUGGAUCUUGGCAAACAAUGAAAAAGCCGGUCAUCGGUUUUGAGGAUGUAGAUUUGCCUUUCUCCUGCGAUGAAUGUGGCCGUUGCUUUAGACACAAGGGCAACUUGGUGAAACAUCUCAACUGGCACAUGAGUCAUAACUUCCAUGUUGCUGCCAUGAAGGAAAAGAACCUUGGGUUGGGCAUUUAUCCACCUGAGCCAUAUUUUCCAGAUCUCCAGUACACCCCGGAAAUGUUGGCUAGCAUGCAAGAUGAGGACGACAAUGCCAUUGGUGAGGAUGAAAUAAUCCACCAUUUCAUUGAUGAAGACUUUGUCCGGGCAUCUGAUACUAAAAAAACAGCCCGGGAAAAACAGAGGAGCCGUUCUGCUGCUGGAAAGGGAGAAACAAAGAAGUCUCUUCCACGAUCCAUGCCGCGUGAGUUCAUGGUUCGAUUUUCCAAAAGGCCAAAGCCACCUCUCAAGUGUCCGGACUGUGGCGUGCGCUUCUACCGGCUCUCGCAACUUAAGAAACAUCAGCGCCGGGCUUCUGGUCGCAAAGUUACAGUCAAAAGAAAACACAAGUGUGAUUGUGGCAAAUCCUCUGUCGGGUCGCUGCAUUUCCUGCGGCACCAGCUGCAGCACUUGAGCGACACUGGAUUUAUCUGUGAAAUGUGUGGACAGGCUUUGUGCGGGUACCACCAGCUCCGUGCGCACAGCUGGAUCCACCCUCUCGUGUCACGUUUCCAGUGCAGCUGUGGGGCAAAGUUUUCUCAGCUCCCCAGAUAUUUAUGGCACUCCUUGAUGAACAAUUCAGAUCCAAAAAAGAAAGAACGGAAGAACAAAAAGAAAGCAAAGAAGGGUAAAAAACAGAGAAAGACUCCAGCAUAGUCUGCUUUUUGGGGGGGGUUCGUUGUGUGUUGUUUUUUUUUUAUGUAGUGUUUUUUGUAAUAUUGGCCCACACCAUGUAGGUUAUUCAUAGCCUGAUUCUGACCAGUUUAGUGCUGGUCCUUUUCCAAGCAUUUCUACUCAUGACCAACUGCAGAUGCCAUGCUGUUUUAAGGUAUAAAGACUAGCAUGGGACAAGAUUGAUUUCACAUUUAAAUAAUUGGUAUUUUUUUUCCAAAUAAACAUGAACUAAAAUGUAACUCUUAUGGAACUGAUUCUACUGCCUCAUAAAACGGAGGAUUUUACUUUUCAAUGAAAUCCCUCUUCGUCCUUGAGAGGAUACUGUACUUUGCAUUGAUAAGCAAUCCGAUUCCUCAUAAUUUUAGAUACUAUUGUAGAGAUGGGUCAUUUCUGGGCACUACCAGUCCAAGCAUCUCCUCACGCCUCUAGAUCUGGCUGUGGUGUUGUGGGACUUCAGAGUGUACAAUUCAUGAGUGAAAGUCCACCAAUGUCUACCAUUCCAAGGUUUUUCGAGCGGUGGGAAUUCUAUUCCCAGACGAGGCCAUGAUGACCAGAGUAAUGUGAAUGAAUGCUGGAUGUUUUUAAAUAUUAUAAUACUGUAAACUUCAAAAAUCCUAAAUUAUUCCUCCAUGCGUUGUGCCAGUGGGAGUUGACUUUGAAACGUGGCGUGAAGCAUAACGUUUAUGAAAUACAUUUUUAUAGAUGCUAUGCAGAAUUAGGAAGCUUUUUAUUAACCAUGCAGCUUCGGUUCUAUACUUAAUAGCAAUUUCCCUAUACGAUAACAUCUCCCUUUUCUCUGUCCUGUUUCGUUAAGUUUUAGCCUGUUUGUUGCUUCUGCUAAGCUUGGCUCAGACACAGACCUCAUUCACAGUAUGACUCUGAAAGGGAUACUCCUAGGCAGAUUCAAAAAUAAAUAAAUAAAUAUAUAUAUAUAUAUAUAUAUAUAUAUAUAUAUAUAUAUAUAAAUAAAUACAUACUUAUGACUAGGAACUUUUAACAUCAGAAGCUAACUUUGAGAGCAACAUGGUCUUGGAUAGGCACCGUUCUUCCAUACCCUUAAUCCUUUACAAACACUGAGCACCAGUGCUUGUGAAUGACCUACAACGCCACUUCUUAGCUGGCACGUUCAUUGACAUACAGUGUUGGACUGGGGUGAGGAGCCCACCAGGACUAUCACUUCUGGUUCGCCCGGCCCACACACCAAUAAUGGCACCUGAAGCCAGAAUACACUUGCUACACCCCCCAUGUGCCAUGUCUCCUGUUUACCUUUACUUGUGGGCGAGGGAAGAGUGCACUACGUUCUAGAUCAGAAUGUAACCCACCAGCGGAAGGGCCCACCGGGUUAUUUUUCCUAAUUUCCUAUCAGCCCAGUCCGACCAUAUUGACAUAGCUCCUGCCCCGCUAUCCUAUUGUUGAUGUAGGGUUUCAAGGUAGGACAAAUGUGUGCCCCAGGACUUGGCAAACCCUGAAGAUAGCUCCAGAGACAGUGGGGGCUUGAGCUAUGUCCGUGAGCAAGUGAAGGGGUACAAAAGAUGUGAGAUUAGGAGGUAAUGGGAAUGAGUAACGCAAUUGUUUGCACUUUGUAGCUUCUCAUUGCUUACAGAAACUUGCUGUCUUAAAUGAUUCCAAAAGUUACCCCGGGUGACAGAUUUCUGUUUGCACUUUGAGCACUGCUGCUCUGCAUGGCAUAGUUGGUGUUGCCAGCUACUUGCUUUUCCCGGAAAGUCCAGUCCCUGGUAGCCAAGCCCCCUUACAGAGAUACAUUUCAUUUUACAAGUUAUUUUUAUACUGACGCUAUUUUUCAUAAAUGUCAUCGUUGGGGACAGUUUGUGUAAAGAAGAAGUAAAGACACUGUCCGCCAUGAAUGCAACGUUAGUCCAUUGCAGGUAUGGCAGCACAUGCACCCCUUGUUACAUUAAAUAACAGCAAACACUACAUGCCAAAGCAGUUCAUGUUGUCUAUAUGAGUUGUGCCACUCUGUGAAUGUCCAGAUAUACCAUCCUCUAUCUCUGCUAUUGAAACUGCAACGUGGUUGGGUGACAGUUGGAGAUUAUCAUGCUUUUGUAUCUCUGCCCUGUACAAUACUUCAUAUGCCUCAUUGGUGCAUUGGAGAGAGUAGUUGAUUCUAGUCAUAUCCUGUAUACUAGGGAUGCACCAAAUCCAAUAUUUUAGGAUACGCCCGAAUCCUUCGUUAUAGAGUCGGCCAAAUAUCAAACCGAAUCCGAACCAUAAUUUGCAUAUGUAAUUUAGGGAAACUAGGGCGAAAGAGAACUGCGCACGUGCGAGUGGUUCGGCCAGGCACUUGGAUUCGGACAAAUCCAACUGAAAAAGGCAGAAUCUUGUCUGAAUCCCGGAAUCCUGGAUUUGGUGCAUUCCUACUGUAAACUGCUGUAUUUACUAUGAAUAUUUUAUGUUCUGCUGAAAUUCAACAUUUACCUAUGAUUCUUUGUAUGGCACAGCAUGCUCUUUUAUCGAUAAUAAAAAUGAAUUUCCUUUCUUAA